AUGAUUCACAAUAUAUAUAACUACUUCUUCACACGGGCAACAAUAGCAAAACCCCUGGCGUCGUCCGGAACAACUACAGCUCGGAAUUAUUCCACCAAUAACCCAGUUGUUCCGCCAAAAACACUCCACAAGUUUCAUCCAAGAUUGCAAUCUAUCAUUCAGCAGCUUGAUGGCAUAGCACCUCGAUUCCCAUUGAAUAAAGGAGACAUUGAUAUCAUCACGCAUCCCGAGGUGUUUUACGAAUGUCUCAAGGAGAAGAUUAAAGGCGCCCAGAAGAGAGUAUUUUUAAGUAGUUUAUAUAUUGGCAAGGCCCAAACGGAGUUGGCAUCCACCAUAGAGGAAGCCUUGAGUUCCAAUGACCAAUUAAAAGUGCACAUUCUAACCGAUUGUCUUAGAGGCACAAGGGAGUCUCCUCAUAAGCCGCUGUCGGCGAGUAUGUUGGUCAAGUUAGUGGAGAAGUUUGGUAAGCACAGAGUUGAUAUCAGAAUGUACCAUACCCCCCAUUUACAUGGACUUACCAAGAGUUUAGCACCAAGAAGAAUCAAUGAAGGUUGGGGGUUGCAACAUAUGAAGUUGUAUGGUUUUGAUGAUGAGAUCAUACUCAGUGGAGCCAAUUUAUCCCAAGAUUACUUCACUGAUAGACAAGACAGGUACUACUUGUUCAAAAAUAAGCCAUUAACCGAUUAUUAUUUCAAUAUUCAAAAGGCCGUUUCGUUAAUAUCAUAUCAAUUGGUUGGAGCCAGUGAUCACAUGAAAAAGACCCUGAAAUUGGACUUCAGAUUGGAUUGGCCAUCUGCCAAUAAAUCUUGUGAGCCGCAUUUGAAUAUCCAAAGGUUCCUUAUUGAUCUGUCGUAUCUUUUAGAACCACUUUUGAAGCAACAAGACUUAGGUACUUUUGAGGAAUACGAUGAUACUCAUGAAUUUGAUACGUUGGUGUAUCCAAUAUCUCAAUUUACUCCAUUAAUGAACCCUCAAAGAGACCAUUCAACCGAGAAACCAGCCAUCCUUCGUAUUCUACUGUAUUUGGACUCGCCAAAGAUUAAAUGGUGGUUUACGGCUGGUUAUUUCAACAUGCAUCCGGAAAUCCAAGAACGUUUACUUAAUGGUGCUGCUGAGGGGAAAGUCAUAACUGCUUCCCCAUUAGCCAAUUCGUUUUAUAAGUCAACAGGUGUUUCCUAUUAUUUACCCGAAGCUUAUUUAUUAUUGGCCAAAAACUUUUUGGACUCCGUCAAUGCCAUUGGGAAACAAAGCUUAAUCAAAGUUUAUGAAUGGAAGAACGGAGUGGUUAAUACCCCUGGUGGAUGGUCGUAUCAUGCUAAAGGAUUAUGGGUCACUGUUCCUGAUGAGAAUGAACCUUCAAUUUCUGUAAUUGGUUCUUCCAACUACACCAAAAGAGCAUAUCUGUUGGACUUGGAAACUAAUGCCAUAGUGGUGACCAAGGAUCCUGAAUUGAAGAAGGCCAUGAAGGGAGAAAUCGACAAUAUCAUGGAACAUGCUCUGCAAUUGAAUGCUGAAGAUUUCACUGAAGAAAAGGGCCGGAAGUUAAGUUCCGGAGUUAAAUGGGCUGUGAAACUUGUUGGUGACAAAUUGUGA
Lizanozyma spartinae is the source of this 1593-nucleotide messenger RNA. It is a transcript of the gene PEL1, whose product is annotated as CDP-diacylglycerol--glycerol-3-phosphate 3-phosphatidyltransferase. Lineage: Eukaryota; Fungi; Ascomycota; Pichiomycetes; Serinales; Debaryomycetaceae. The transcript has a single exon. The record is from RefSeq and is a predicted model, not a curated record. Gene Ontology annotation, molecular function: CDP-diacylglycerol-glycerol-3-phosphate 3-phosphatidyltransferase activity. Gene Ontology annotation, cellular component: mitochondrion. The coding region runs from base 1 to 1593 and encodes 530 amino acids. Gene Ontology annotation, biological process: cardiolipin biosynthetic process.